GAGCCGAGUGGGCGUCUCGGAUUCCGAUCGUAAUUGAGGGACGUUUAACCCAAUAAUCCUGAAGCAUUGAUGAUCGGAAAACUCGUCAACCUCAGGGAACCCCGUUGCCAUCGUAGAAUAUAUCAUGUUCAUACCAGGCCACAGCAGCGCGACUCGACUUUUAUCUCCAUUCCAGGUGCAACGGUAUGCACUUCACUGCAUUGUGACAGCUCGGUUUGUCAAAAGGGACCUCGUGUUGAAACUGACAAGCGCACAAGUCUAUAGACGCCCAAGUUUCACACCCGAACAGUCUAAGACCCACCGGGUACCGGGUAAUUAUACUGUCACCGACCCCACAGCAAUAUUCAUGAUGUGCCAGCAUUUUACGAAAUAUGACCUCGCAACAUAUCCAACAACAAGAUGUCUGAGCAAUAUCAUACUCGAUCAAGAACCAGUUCACUCGGGCUAUCAAUAUCUUGAAGGUGGCGUAAUGACAAACGGUCUCUUGCCAUUGGAACAGCUAAUAAAAAGCCAUAUCUGCAAUGAUACCAUGAUUCGACGCGUCCCUGGAGUUAUCUGUCGCGCUGCUGCGAUAGCAAAAAGCCUCAGGCUGUCCAAGGCGAUAUCAUACUUGCGAGUGACAACUGGCUCGUUCCGUGCAGCAGCUAUAUUUUUGACUUGUGCAAUCAUCUCAUGGUCCGAUGAUCCUCUAAUGCUGCGGCUGCGCUCAAAAAUGAACCAAAAUAAUGACCAAGGCAAACCAUAGGCCUCGAGACGUUCAACGCUCAGCUCAUUGCGGGGCGCCGCACAAGAACGCAUACCCCAGAUACUUAGUGGACAUACUAUCUUCGCGAUGGUCCACUUUUUAUGCGCGGC
This is a messenger RNA of Suillus plorans, 855 nucleotides long. RefSeq lists its product as uncharacterized. NCBI's taxonomy places the organism in Eukaryota, Fungi, Basidiomycota, Agaricomycetes, Boletales, Suillaceae. Bases 125 to 745 code for a protein of 206 amino acids. The transcript has 4 exons. The record is from RefSeq and is a predicted model, not a curated record.